AAAGUAUUUGGUAUGGGACAUAACCAGAAAAUGCUAGCAAAUUCAGAAAAUUCAGCAUUAUAUAAAGUUGAGUGAAAAUUUCUUCAAUAGAGAAGGAAUCCCUCUUCUGUACUGAAUCAGUGAAUGGAGAACAAGCUCUUCGGUAGAAGAGAAGCAGCAUCCAAAAAUGGAGAACCAGCUCCCUCCUAAGAAAGUGCCAGGCUUCUGUUCCCUUCGCUAUGGUGUGUCCCUGCUUCUGCACUUCUGCAACGGGGCAAUCAUGACACAGCGUGUGUGCCUGAGCCUCACGAUGGUGGUGAUGGUGAAUGACACAUGGGGUCUGACCAAUGUCUCUUCAAGGGAGAAUCCGGGCAACAUAAUGAACCCUGUCUAUAAUUGGAGCCCUGCUAUACAAGGGAUCAUCUUAAGUUCCAUCUUCUAUGGCAUAGUUAUUGUCCAAAUUCCUAUUGGAUACUUAUCCGGAAUAUACUCUAUAAAGAACAUGGUUGCCUGUGGAUUAUUCCUCAGCUCUGUUCUCACUCUGUGCAUCCCACCAGCUGCUCAGGUUGGAGAAACUUUGGUCAUUGUGUGUCGAAUAGUCCAGGGAAUGGCCCAGGGAACAAUAGCAACAGCCCAGCAUCACAUAUGGGUCCGGUGGGCUCCUCCUUUGGAACGAGGGCGACUCACCUCUAUAAGUGUCUCAGGGGUUAUGCUGGGACCCUUCAUUGUCCUGCUUGUGACUGGAUUGAUCUGUGAUCUUCUGGGCUGGCCUUUGGUCUUCUAUAUUUUUGGUGUUUAUGGCUGUGUCCUAUGUGUUUUCUGGUUCGUUCUGUUUUAUGAUGACCCAAAGGACCACCCAUAUAUAAGCAUCAGAGAGAAAGAAUACAUCCUAUCAUCCCUCGCCCAGCAGGACAGCUCAAGUAGUGUGACAACUCUGCCCAUCAAGGCUAUGCUGCAGUCCCUCCCACUCUGGGCCAUUUCCCUCUGUAAUUUUGCUCUUCUCUGGACAAAUAAUUUUGUAGUUACAUACACCCCAACAUUUAUCAACAGUGUACUUCAUGUUGAUGUAAAAGAGAAUGGGCUUCUGUCCAGCCUGCCCUUUCUGCUUUCCUACAUCAUUGGUAUCCUAGGAGGUUACAUGGGAGACUUCCUCCUGUCCAGAAAUAUUCUCAGCACCAUUUCUGUCCGGAAACUCUUCACUAUACUAGGAAUGUUCCUGCCUGUAGUGUUCAAUAUGUGCAUGCUCUACCUGAGUUUCAACUUUUAUAGCGCCAUUAUCUUCCUGAUACUUGCUCAUUCAACAUCCUCCUUUGUUUUAAGUGGAGUAUUCAUAAAUGUCUUGGAUAUCGCCCCCAGAUAUUAUGGAUUUCUUAGAGGAACUACAUCUUUAAUUGGAAUGAUAGGAGGCAUACUUUCUUCAACUGUCAGUGGAUUAAUCCUUAAUGAGGAUCCAGAAACUUCUUGGUAUAAAAUCUACUUCUUGAUGUCAUCCAUUAGUGUGAUAACUCUAAUUUUCUACCUUAUAUUUGCUAAAGCAGAAAUUCAGGAUUGGGCUAAAGAAAUCCAAGACACCCGACUUUGAAGAAUUAAAGGAUCAUUCCAGGUGUUGAAUGGCAAUCGCUGUUAAGCUCACAGAAAGAAAGGCAUGAAGACACUGUGUGCCUCCUCAGGAGCCAUGCACUACCGCCUUGUUAAGAAAAUGAGCCAAAUCUGAUCAAGCGUCUAGAAACAGCCAUGUUAACUAGGUACUGAGAACAGAGAAUACAUUAAAAUGCAAGGAUGUCGUCAAAAUCAGGGAGAUUUUAUAGGUCAAAAGACUCAGAUCUUUAACAAAUAAAUUGUAAAGAAUGGAAGAGGACUCUCAAGAUUAAAAAAACUUUAAAAACAUCAAAUUUUUUAAACUAUGGGAGAUUUUAUAGGUCAAAAGACUCAGAUCUUUAACAAAUAAAUUAUAAAGAAUGGAAGAGGACUCUCAAGAUUAAAAAAACUUUAAAAACAUCAAAUUUUUUAAACUAUAUUUUCAUUGGAGCAUAUUAAUUUCACAAAAUAUUGGAUUUCAAAGUGAUAUUUUAUACAUGCAUUUAGUGUAUUUUGAUCAAAAUAAUGCCCCCAUUACUUUUCCUUACCCCCACCCCCUCAUCCCUUUCCUCUUGCCUAAUAAGUUUUCAUGCUGCUUUCAUAUCAUUUUUUCUCUAUUUAGAUUCCACAUAUUAGGGAAAACAUGAGAUCUUGUUUUUCUGACUGUGGCUUAUUCCACUUAACAUAAUUUUCUCCAGUUUCACCCACUUUCCUUCAAAUGACAUAAUUCUGUUCUUCUUCAUGGCUGAAUAGUACUCCACUGUGUAUAUAUGCCACAUUGUCUUUUUUUGUUUGUUUGUUUUUCUCCA
This is a messenger RNA of Chinchilla lanigera (long-tailed chinchilla), 2366 nucleotides long. RefSeq names its product solute carrier family 17 (organic anion transporter), member 1 (gene Slc17a1). The transcript is spliced from 13 exons. The record is from RefSeq and is a predicted model, not a curated record. Gene Ontology annotation, molecular function: transmembrane transporter activity. Gene Ontology annotation, biological process: transmembrane transport; monoatomic anion transport. NCBI's taxonomy places the organism in Eukaryota, Metazoa, Chordata, Mammalia, Rodentia, Chinchillidae. Bases 167 to 1561 code for a protein of 464 amino acids.